Messenger RNA from Drosophila simulans, 1489 nucleotides. RefSeq names its product transmembrane protein 39A-A. The transcript is spliced from 4 exons. The record is from RefSeq and is a predicted model, not a curated record. The coding region runs from base 116 to 1447 and encodes 443 amino acids. NCBI's taxonomy places the organism in Eukaryota, Metazoa, Arthropoda, Insecta, Diptera, Drosophilidae. Gene Ontology annotation, cellular component: membrane.
GAGCCAGAAAAAGUGCUGUAAAUGGUGCAAAGUUUGGUCCUCCACCCGCACAAAAACAUUGUCGCUUGAAUUUAUUUAAAUGUAGCUCCCGGUACGAGCAAUUGAACCAAUCGAUAUGACCUACGACGAACGCAGUAGUGAUGGCAGCAGCUCCAGCGAAACACAUGAUUCCUUCGCCCACCUGCUGGCAACCAAGCAGGGCCAAUCCCAGACGCCGGCCACAGCGAUGCCCAAGCACAUUCCCUUCCCGGAGCACGCCACCACAUCCGAGUGGCUCAGCGAACUCAUCAUGUGCGCCUUCACCAUGGGUUCGGCCAUCGUACAGUUCAUCAACAUCUACAGAACCAACUGGUGGCUGCCACAGGCGCACACCAGGCACAUGGUGAACAUCGAGCUGAUCGAUCCUUAUCUGCGCUAUCUACUGCUCAUACUCAAUACGCGGAGACUGAUUUACUGCUUGCUGCUGGUGAAGAUCAGGAAAGGAAACGAGAAGAGCCGGCAUCUUAUCCGACUGGGAAUCAAGUACGGAUUUGGAGGCCUUGUUCAGCUAUCCUUAGGUUUCUGCGCUAUGAAACUAUACCAGCAGCACACAUACAUUCUCCUUCUCUUCCUGUCGUAUCCUGUGGUCAUCUACCUGUUGAUCUUCGGCUUCCAACUUGAGCCCUUCCUGCGCACCAGAUUCGAGCUGCCGGGCGUGUAUAUCAACGACCUACCGGUCCACAGUUGCACCACGAAUCCGGUCAACAUAAGGGACGAAGUGGAGACACUCCGACAUGACUUCAAUAAGCGUUUUAAGCAGCUCAUCUUCACCUCUAUGGUGAAUGCAUACUACACUGGCCUAGUGCCCUGCUGUCUUGCUGUUAGUGUCCAAUACAAUGUGCUCCGAGCAGCCCAGCACUGCAUCAUUGUUUGCCUGGGCGCUUUCAGUCUGUGUGCCGUUUUCCUGUAUCCUGCCAAGUAUAGUGAUACAUUACAUCGGGCUACGUUGCAUUUGGGCUGCUGGCAGCGCAUUGACCGGGAGCCAGCGCCUUCGCAGCUAAUAGUAGCGGCCAGUGCGCUCACCUGGUCGAAAUACUCCUCCUACAACCACGGCACCGUGGUAAAGCACAACGGGGGCCUGUACAGAAGUCAUGGCAUGGUUACCGUGGCCACUCCGGGAAACGCCAGCCACGCUCGAUUUUAUAAACUAUUUCACAAUCCCACCAUAAUUUAUUCCACAUUGGCCAUCCUCCAGGCUGCCGUGCUACUAGUAGAAAUAGGGUCUCUAAGCGCAGAAAGCGUCGAGUGGCACUUUGUCCUCUCCAUCAGCUUCGUCGCCUUCACCAGCAUGGGGGCCUUCUUCAAGCUGGUGCGGGACUACCUCAUCACUAAAGAUCUGUACAAGGCGGAGCACGCCGUGGCGCCCGAUCAACCCUUCCGACAACGCAUGAGAGAUGCAUUUAUGUAGUAACGAUCCAAAGAAUAAUAUAUUAACUUUUAUUCGGCAGAA